Kuraishia capsulata CBS 1993 is the source of this 1689-nucleotide messenger RNA. RefSeq lists its product as uncharacterized. The coding region runs from base 1 to 1689 and encodes 562 amino acids. The transcript has a single exon. The record is from RefSeq and is a predicted model, not a curated record. NCBI's taxonomy places the organism in Eukaryota, Fungi, Ascomycota, Pichiomycetes, Pichiales, Pichiaceae. Gene Ontology annotation, molecular function: asparagine synthase (glutamine-hydrolyzing) activity.
AUGUGCGGAAUACUAUGUCAUGUUGUUCCCAGUGGCACCAAUUUGCCUCGUGGUGGCAUGGACAUUGCGGCAGCUAUGGAGCGAGAUAUAGAGGGAAAAAGUUCCUGCACGAACGAAGACCAUGUAUUUGAUGAUUUGGUUCCAAAGAUCGUGGCUCGUGGCUCUAAUUAUUGCUCUUUCAAAAGCGAAGCGUUCUCACAGGGAGGCGGUUUUGAAAUGUUUUCUUCCGUUCUUUCGUUGAGGGCGCCGUUUACCCCACAACCUCGUACUGAGGAAUUCUCGAGGUGGAUCGUACAGUUCAACGGCGAGCUGUACAACGAUGAAUUGGACCACGAUGGCGAGCAUUAUAACGAUACAGAGUAUAUAUUUGAGUCUCUGGAGAGGCUUGGGGAUGUCUUCAAAGUUGUGGAGAAGCUCGAAGGAGAGUUUGCCUAUUGCAUCCUGGACAAACUGGAACAAAAGGUGUACUUUGGAAAGGAUAUCCUGGGUAAAAAAGCCCUCGCAUAUUCCGUGAAGGCCAAUGGUGAGCUUUAUGUGUCAAGCGUGCAUCCAACCUGUCAGUGUCGCUCGAACUUUGAAGAAUGUGUCAAUGCAAAGGUGUAUGUAUGGGAUAGACAAUCAGCCCAUCUGGAAGUACUUGCCCACACUGACCACCCAGAGAUCCCAAAACCGUUCCUAGUGAAAGAGGAUGUUCCUGACAUGUUGUCUGAUGAUGUGGUGAAAGCCGUUCACAAGAAACUAUCUCAUGCGAUCAAAAAGAGAAUCGAGACCAUCUUUGCCCUCGAUGAAACCAAUUCUGCAUUUGCCAUUCUCUAUAGUGGUGGAAUUGACUGCACUUUAAUUGCUGCCAUUAUUGCAGAAACUUGCCCUCCAGGCACGCAGAUUGACCUUCUGAAUGUUUCGUUUUUCAACCCAAGAACGGGUGUCGAACCUGGCUCUACACCUGAUAGACUACUUGCACUGAAAGGGUGGUCUGAGCUUCAGAGAAGGUAUCCUGCUACCACUUUUAAUUUUGUGGAAGAAGACGUUUCCUACGAAGAAUAUCUUGCCCAUAAGGAAAAAGUUGUCAAUCUGAUAUACCCAAACAACACAGAGAUGGAUCUGUCGAUUGCCAUUGCCCUAUACUUUGCCGCAAGAGGAAAAGGCAAAAGGGUAGUUGGUGAGUCAAGAGAACCAUAUUGUAGUGAUUGCAAGGUACUUAUAAGUGGACUGGGAGCUGAUGAGCUGUUUGGAGGGUAUACCAGACACGAAAGGAUAUACACUGGAGUCAGCCAAAGGACGAAGAAAGCUCUUAAACAGGAUACUGAACCCGAGGUUUCACAGACUGAGCUGCAGAGUUUGAAAAAAGAUCUUAGAGAAGAGCUCCAGGGAGAACUGGAUAACAUCUACCGUCGUAAUUUGACGAGAGAUGACAAGGUGAUGUCUUGCUGGUCCAAGGAAGUGAGAUUCCCAUUCCUUGAUACCGGCGUGAUAUCAUUAGCAUGUGACCACGUUUCCCUUGACCUUAAACUUAACUUCAACGAAGACACCGGUGAGAUCACCAGAAAGCUGGUUCUUCGUCUGCUGGCUGCCCGUUUGGAGCUAGACUGGGUGGUGAAUGAGCCCAAGAGAGCCAUCCAAUUCGGCGCGAGGAGCGCGAAGAUGGAAAAGGGAACAGGAAGAAUGAAGGGAACAGAUAGAAUUUCUUAG